Puccinia graminis f. sp. tritici CRL 75-36-700-3 is the source of this 4347-nucleotide messenger RNA. RefSeq lists its product as uncharacterized. The record is from RefSeq and is a predicted model, not a curated record. Gene Ontology annotation, molecular function: DNA binding. NCBI's taxonomy places the organism in Eukaryota, Fungi, Basidiomycota, Pucciniomycetes, Pucciniales, Pucciniaceae. The transcript is spliced from 6 exons. The coding region runs from base 1 to 4347 and encodes 1448 amino acids. Gene Ontology annotation, biological process: DNA recombination; DNA integration.
AUGUCUACAAACCCUAACAACAACUUCCAAGCCACUGCAGAGCAGAUGAAGCGCAACAAUGCUAGUCUCGCAAGAGAAAACACAGAUAAUCCAAGCGCAGCAAAUCCAAACCCAAAUCCCCUAACUCCGAUACAACCCAAUCCAACCCAAGAGAUUCCACCCACUUCAAUCCAAACACCAAACCCCAUCCCCCCAAAACCCAAGAAUCCGUCCACGGCAAAAGCACCGACAGGUAGCACAAGCCACCCAGCGACGUCGAGACCAGCGAACCCGCAAAAAGCAACCACCAAGCACCCGUUGUCCCUCGACAAGGUAGCAACAAGCGCCAAGAAGCAUCGACAGCCUGCAAAACAAGCGAAAGACCUCGCAACAAUUUUAGGGGCAAAAAUAAAUUACCCAGUCGAUGUAGAUAAAACGUACGUCGAGAGACCCAUUGCGACGAACGCGACCAUAAGGCACGAAGAAGAGAGAGAUCGAGAGGCGGAGAAGGACGAGCAGACGGCCGUCAUACUUGAGAACGCCCUCAAGGCGGACGCGGAGGGCGACAAGAAGAGAGCAGAUAUGUUCUACAACAUAUACACCAAACUGGUAACAGGUAAAGACGCACCACCGACAUUGCAAGAACAAGAAGAUCAGCGCCGCCAAGCCGAAGCGAGGAUCGGCAAGAAGAACACCGUGGCCGGAGGAACGAAUUUCAACUGGGGAGACGCCAACUCCCACGACGACGUAGGAUUCACCCCGUUCUUCGACAAGAACAUUCUUGAAUUGAAGGGACCUCUCCCGUUAACGAUAUUCAACAAAGCGUGGCAAGAUGCUGCCCUCGCAUACCACGCAGAAAAGAGGCCAAAAACAGACAAUAACUCCACGGAGAAGGGACUCCGAUAUACCGGCCUCCCAUACCCAAGCAAGUGGUGCAUGAGCUACAGUGACUGGAGCUUGAACUACGCCAAAUUUACUACUACAAUGCGAGACGUCUACAAAUACGAGACUCUUGGCGAGUGGAUAAUCCUCCACAAAGCAAACGCCGACAAGAUUCUGAGAAAGGACGGUUUCAUGGUCGCGCUAAGAAUGGAGUCAAGUCCUUCUCGGGACAUCUUGAUUUUCCGCCAAGAAGUGUAUGACACCGCCUACGCCGAGGCAAGAAGAUACGACGAACUCAUCUUCAAGAGGUCAACCCUUACGCCAUCGGAGGCGUCUGAGCGUCCUGGGACCCACACAUGGGUACUAAAAGGCAACCCAGUCAACCACCAACCACCAACCGAGGAGCUCCGCAACCCAACCCAGCCGGUUUCUCAGAUUCCAAACUCCCUCCCAGCCAAGCCGCGCGAAAGCGGAAGAGGUUCUGGGUAUCAAGGCAGAAAUUUCAACCCGAACCACUCAGGGAGCCAAGGGCACAGCGGCAACAGAUACCAAAAUGGAGAAAGCAGCAGAAAGAGAAAGCAAAUGAGUGUAGAACCACACAUGAGAGAAGGGAGCUCAGAAGAGACAUCCAUAGUGGAUAAUGAGUCAGCCAUUACCUGGCCCAGAGAAGUACGGUGCGACAUGAAUAUCCCAAUGUGGAAAGAAGCGCUUGAGAAAACAGGUUUGUCAAAAACCUUCACAGACGUACUCGACGGAUUCGUACAUGGAUUCCACCAGGGCAUACCGCAACACGAUCUGGGACCAGACAUACCCUUCUACGCGCCUCCUAACCAUAGCUCGGCAUUGCAGGCUCAGCCGAAGAUAGAAGAAUUGAUUCAAAAAGAAAUCGCAGUGGGAAGAAUGUUUGGCCCGUAUUCCGCAGAUCAAGUCCACAAGAAAUUCGGUUUCUUUAGAACGAACCCGCUAGGAGCUGUGGUGAACGGAGACGGCACAUUGAGAGCAAUCAAUGACCUAUCAUUCCCACACCGAAAGAAUGGUAUACCUUCAGUAAAUUCUUUCAUGAACAAAGACGACUUCGACACAACGUGGGACGAUUUCAAAGCAGUAGCAAAAUUUCUAAGGAACAGAACCAAACCCGCGCUCCUCGCCAUCUUUGACUGGGAGAAAGCGUACCGACAAAUCCCAACGGCACCCAACCAAUGGCCAUAUCUCAUGCUACAAAACUUCAACAACCAGAUAAUCAUCGAUACACGAAUCGCCUUUGGCGGUGUAGCAGGAUGCGGAUCCUUUGGCAGGCCGGCGGACGCGUGGAAGCAAAUCAUGCUAGAAGAAUUUGACCUCGUAACAAUAUUCAGAUGGGUUGACGAUAAUCUGUUCGUCAAAGAGUUGACGUCAACAAUAGAGAUGGACGACAUUGUAUCUAGGUCUAAUGAAUUAGGGGUCAAGACAAACCCAACAAAAAUCUCCCCUUUUAAAGUGGAACAAAAGUACAUCGGAUUUAUCUGGAACGCAUCGGAGAAGACAGUACGACUACCCAAAGAAAAAACACAAGCACGAAUCAGACAGAUAAACGAAAUCCUAGAAAACGGCAAAGAAUUCACGUUCAAACAAAUUGAAAUCAUGACGGGCCGCCUAAACCAUGUGUUGUACAUCCUCCCUCAACUACGAUGCUAUCUGUGCAGCCUUUACAGGAUGAUGAGUGACUGGGUCUAUCGACACGUCCCACGACCGAUACCACUAGAUGUCAGGCAAGACAUGAACUACUGGCACAAGUCCUUACUAGCUUUCGAUCGGACGAGGCUUAUCGCAAACCCAGACCCUACCGAAAUUGGGUGGGUGGGUGACGCGUCGACCAGCUUCGGCAUAGGGGUGCUGAUCGGGAAACGCUGGGCCCAAUUUAAAGCGAGACCCGGCUGGAACGGAGGCGAUUUACCCAGGCGGGGCAUAGCUUGGAUGGAAACAGCCGCAAUACGAAUCGGCCUCCUAAUGAUGAAAAAACUAGACAUACGGAAGGGCAAGACAAUUAUAGUUUGGACAGACAAUACGACUUCAGAGGAGGCAGUGAAAAAUAGGAAGUCUAAAGACGUCCAUGUCAACAAAGAGUGGAAGCUGAUCCAAAACAUCCUCCUCGAGAUGCAAAUCAAUCUCUCGGCAAGAAGAGUCACCUCAAAGGAAAAUAGGGCCGACGCCCUAUCAUGGGGUGAUAGGUCGAAACAUCAUCUAAGGUAUCAGGUAGUAAUCGACCUCCCGGAGGAUCUGGAAUUACUAAUGUUUCAAGCUACUUGCUACUCUACUCAGUCUACACUUUCUAUAUCGGCUACUCGCCUUUUACCCCUGCAAUCCAAUCUACCUUUCAUCCAGACCUUUUUGCGCCCUCCAAAGCGCUGCCUUUCCCCUCCUUUUCGCAAGAGUCAAGAGUACAUCAUGUUAGAUAUUAGCAAGAUAAAGACGUUUUUAGCAAAUGGUAACCAACUCAGAGAACCUACUUCAUUAGACAUCCAUUUCUUAAGGGGUUACAAAUGGAACACUCUGCUCAGCUAUAACGCGGCGGCCAAGAAGUUCAUGAUGUACAAGAUCGCAGUCAAAGAGACACCCUUCAUCCUCCCAAUCUUGGCAGGCGAUCUCUACGGAUUCUGCUACUGGGCUGGUAAGAACACGGACGAAUACGACACGCAAGACAUCAGUUCCAAGACCCUAGCAAAAUACCUUUACGGCAUCCAAGCGUGGCACUUGUAUCACUCAGUCGAAUACCCGAAAGAAUCUAAAGCAAGGGUCACAGUCCUCCUCCGCGCCUCCGCUCACGCCGACGCCGAGGCACCCCCUAGGCCGGUUAAAGCUCCGGUAACCGUAUCUCAACUAGUCGCUUUGACCAAUCACCUAGUGUCCGGAGACGACCAAGGCAAGGCGGUGUUAGACUUGGCCAUCGUAGCGCUUUGGGGUAUGGCAAGAUUGGCAGAGGUCACUUACGACUGCGCCCAAGGUCCACUCCAAAGAACAGCAUCCUUACUUACCUCAGACGCCAAAUUCACCAAAUCUCCGAUGGGGAUGGCCGUAGAAUUAACCAUCAGAGGAGCAAAGACGUGCGCUCCGGGAAGUGCGCAAGUAAUCUUCCUCCACAGCUUAAAUCAUAUGUUAUGCCCAGUCAUGGCAGUGAAGAGGAGGAUAGACGAGGCGAGAAACGAAGACACCUCUCUUUUUGGAUACCAGAGCAGCCCUCAAGGAAGGACACACCUCACUAAGUCCGCAGUAAGGAGAGUCUUAUCCUCUUCGUGGAAUCGACUAGGCUACCCCGACUUAACAGGACACUCGUUCCGCAUAGGAGGAGCUUCUCUACGACACGCGGUAGGUGUGCCGGUUGAAGAGAUCUGUAGGCUAGGGAGGUGGACCUCUAAUUGUUAUAAGCUGUAUCUCAGGGUCUACCCCGAAAGAGAAGUAGUUGCCACCAUUGAACUGUUAAGAAACUUAGAGUUGGCAUGGACCGAGUAA